UACUUCAGGCAGUCUUCUCCUCACCUCUCCCCUCCUCCCCCUCUCUUCCAAUACUUCAGGCAGUCUUCUCCUCACCUCUCCCUCCUCCCCCUCUCUUCCAAGUACUUCAGGCAGUCUUCUCCCCACCUCUCCCCUCCUCCCCUCUCUUCCAAGUACUUCAGGCAGUCUUCUCCCCACCUCUCCCCUCCUCCCCCUCUCUUCCAAUACUUCAGGCAGUCUUCUCCCCACCUCUCCCCUCCUCCCCCUCUCUUCCAAUACUUCAGGCAGUCUUCUCCCCACCUCUCCCCUCCUCCCCCUCUCUUCCAAGUACUUCAGGCAGUCUUCUCCCCACCUCUCCCCUCCUCCCCCUCUUCCAAGUACUUCAGGCAGUCUUCCCCCACCUCUCCCCUCCUCCCCCUCUCUUCCAAGUACUUCAGGCAGUCUUCUCCCCACCUCUCCCCUCCUCCCCUCUCUUCCAAGUACUUCAGGCAGUCUUCUCCCCACCUCUCCCCUCCUCCCCCUCUCUUCCAAUACUUCAGGCAGUCUUCUCCCCACCUCUCCCCUCCUCCCCCUCUCUUCCAAGUACUUCAGGCAGUCUUCUCCCCACCUCUCCCCUCCUCCCCCUCUUCCAAGUACUUCAGGCAGUCUCACCUCUCCCUCCUCCCCUCCCUUGGAGACUAUCGGAAGAAGAGGGACGAGCUAUCGGAAGAAGAGGACGAGCUAUCGGAAGAAGAGGACGAGCUAUCGGAAGAAGAGGACGAGCUAUCGGAAGAAGAGGACGAGCUAUCGGAAGAAGAGGACGAGCUAUCGGAAGAAGAGGACGAGCUAUCGGAAGAAGAGGACGAGCUAUCGGAAGAAGAGGACGACUAUCUGAACACUUGCCCACAUGUCUUCUGA
Molecule: messenger RNA, 876 nt
Organism: Oncorhynchus tshawytscha (Chinook salmon)
Lineage: Eukaryota; Metazoa; Chordata; Actinopteri; Salmoniformes; Salmonidae
Product: leucine-rich repeat extensin-like protein 1
Exons: 6
Source: RefSeq, a predicted model, not a curated record